GGUCUUUCGCGGUGGUUAGUCGUUCCUGUCAGGAGUUUAGCUUGGCUUUUUCCCGUUUUUGUGGACCAUAAUGGAGCUUCUUAAAUGUGAGUGGGGCUCUUGCGAAGAGAAGUUUGCUUCUCCUGAUUUUCCUGAGUUUAGAGAGCACGUUGAAAGCCAUUUGAUGGAAAUUUUCCCAAAAUAUCAUCGAGGUUUCUCCGAAGACACGAUCCCUGAUAACUUCGCUUGCAGUUGGCGAGAAUGUGGCUGGGAUUCGCCGAUGGAUGCUGGCGAUCUGAUCCGCCAUGUUUUCUUCCAUGUUUUUCACACAAGAAUAAAGCUUGAAGGCUUUAAAAAGCAACAAGAAAUGAAACUAGCGCCGUGUGCUUUGGACGGUCAGAGUCGUAAUCUCAUCCCCGAAAACCCGGAGCCGUUUCUGUGCGAGUGGAAGGAAUGUAAUGUUAUAUUUAACUGCCCGACGUUGUUUUACCGGCAUGUAGAUAGUCAUGCUAUGGCUGUGGACAAAACUUUAGUGGAAGUAAGUGAAGAUGGAAGAAAAAAAUUCUCUGUAAGGUGCCAAUGGGAAUAUAAUCCCGGGGAAGGUAAGCUAAGGAAUGAGUAAGCUUAAGCUUAAUUAUUUGUUACGGACAAUGCCAUCCUGUUUCUCUCGUGGCCGCCUCCUUUCUCUUCUCUCUACACAGGAAGGAGGAUGGUAUUCUUGUUUGACGCCAUGAAAAUUCGCCUCCAGCGAGUUUACCCCACAAAUUUAAUUGUGGUUAAAAGAUCUUUUUGUGAGUUUUGGAUACUUCCAACAAGCUAUAUGUACCAAGGAAAAGACUUUUGUAGGAAGGAUGAAAAAUAGACUAUAAGAAGUCCAUCACUUUUCUUAGAGAUGGUAGAGCAAGCAAAAUGCAUGACCACAUUUGAAAAUCACCACCCAUGAGAAAGCUAAAGUGAUGAUUUUCAUGCGUGCUCCAGUAUGCAGAGUAUGGCAAGUGCACACACAAGCCUUUUUUGAAAAAGCUUUUUGCACACACCAAAAUCGUAGCAUUGUGUUGGGCCUACAAAGAGAUGUGAUCAGAAGCACAGUUAUGAUGUACAAAGGCUUAACAUUGGCCGAAAAUCAAAUUUUUUUAAAAAAAUACAGUAGGUGUUUCAAGUAACUCUAAUAAGCAAUAAAAAAUGACAACAUUACAAAAAAUGCCAUUUCAACAAUUUUUGAGAACAUUUUCCGCUAUUUUUCUAUUACCCAUGAUGCAUUGCGACCACGCCCUUUUUACACAAAAUAUAUUACAUCUUAAUUCCUCUGAGGGAAUUUUUAAGCAGAAAUUUCAGUUUAAAGCUACAAAUGUAUUUACAACAAAAGAAACAUGUUAACUGUGAGAAAGCCAAAGAGAAUGUUCUUAACACGUAAUAGUUUAAUGUGUUUUGAGGACGGUAAAACAAAUAGAAGUUAGUGAAAACAGGCAAAAAGUGAAGGACGUCUAUCCGCACGUGUUAUGUGUGACGCCAUGUUUUUACAGCAACCUUCACAACUCAGUGUGGAUUUAUUUUUUAUGAUAAAACAUGGUUCCCCAACCUUUAUCAGAAAAUAAUCUUUAAUACCUCUGAUAAUCAAGGAAAGUCUCAAAUGCAUUCAAUAACUGUGCGCUGAGAUAUUCAAAUAUAUUUUAUGCAGAGCGGUGAAUUUUUCUUGUGAUCAUGACAACCGUGCUACUGAUCUUUUGCACCUGACUUUCAGGGGUGUAGCCGUGAUAUUUUUUGCCAAAUCUAUCCUAACCUCUUGGUUCUCCCACUUUCCAAAUCCCUUUCUUACACUUUUGCUUUCUCAUCAGUAUGGUGAGGUUAUAUACAAAUGGAUGGACUGGCAAUUUGUCUGUAAUCUUGUUUGUAGCCUUCCUUUUAAGUGAACUGAAUGGAAAAGCAUGAACAAACUAAAGAGGUCUGGGGGCAUGCUCCCUUGGGAAAAUUUGGUAUUUAGGUCAUCUAAAACAGCUGGAAAUGCGCCUAAAUCUUGCAUCCUUUUAAUGCUGAGCCUCUCUAUGGGCAGGCACCCGUAUUCUGGUAUAAAAAAUCGUAUUGCACGCGGUGCAUGCGGCUAAAAUUGGCUCUGCAUGCAUAACAUGUCAUCGAGUUCUGCCAUACUCUGCAGACUGGCGCACACUCGCUUGCUCCACCACCACUGGAAAAUGAGGGACUAUAAUUUGGGGCCAACCUUGAAACUCAACUGCUCCCAGGAUUCAAACCGAGACCAUAUUGGUGGGAACAAGUGCUCUCAGCUCUGCACCACCCAUGCUCUCCAAGAGUUAUUGUUAUGAGUAGCUGUGGGUACACUAGCUAUUUUGCCUGCAGUUGAAAAAUGGUCUUGCCCAUUGCCCAUGGGGAAACCUCCUUUUUCUUUGAUUUGGGGGUGGGAGGGGUGGGGGGGCAAUUAGUACAUUCAGUAAAUUCCCAUGGAUCCAUUAGAAAAGAUUAUUGCCCAUUAUGGGCAUAGUUGUAAGUCCUGUGGUUUAUCAAGAAGACAACGUGGGCCAACUAAUCAAGAAAAAUGGUUAUUUUGUUUUAGGAGCAGCUUCGCAAUGGGUGCUUUUGUUGUUCAGUGAGAAUUCCCCCCACCCCUAACCGCAAGAUAAAUUAAUGUUUAGCACUUUUUAUAAAGUUUUUAUUUCAUUAACUUUUUAAAAUAUUUUUCUUUUAAGUGUGUGAUUUUUCAACUGCAAACCACUAUAAACUGAAGGAACAUUGCCGAAGCCAUACUAGAGAGAAAAUUUUUGCAUGCAAUACUUGUGGUGGAAUGUUUGCCAGCAGAACAAAGCUUGUAGACCAUUUAGUAAGACAGAAUUCAUCUGGAUGUAAGUGUGGCGUCUAUUUACAUGUAGUAUGCUAUUGUCUUAUUAAGAAUGGUAAUAGGACUGAGUGAAGUCCAUUUCAGUCUGUAAUCGUACAAGUAAUUAUUAAGGAGUCCAUUUUGUUAAUCACGAGUAUGAUUAUAGACUGAAUUGGAUGACUGGAAGUCCUGUUACCAAUAAAUUGUUAAUUGUAACCAUUACAAUUAUUUCUAAGAAAACACAUUUAUUAUUUUUUUGUGAAAGAGCUUUUAAUACCGAUAAUUUAUCCAAAAUUAGGGAAGAUACCUUUGGGAGAGACACUGUCUAGUGUUACAAAUUUUACCAUUUUGAAAAUCUCCAGUUUGGUAGGAUAAGUGGUUGUUGCUAUGGGUAUUGAAAUAAAUUCUGUGUUGGUGAAUUUAGCUGAGUGCACUUAAUAUGAUUGGCUGAUGUAACUGUCCGACGAUGAGUGUCCGAUUAAAGCCAACUGUCUUAUUACAUUGUCCCAUUACAACCCUACACCAUGAUUAGUGAAAAAUAAAACAGUUAAUGCACCAAUCAAAUUUGAGGAAAUUGUAAUGGUUAUGAUUAUACAUGUAAUCAAACUGAUUGGGUUAAAUUAGAUGGAGCAUGCUUGUGCUUGGCUUCCUACAUGUAAAUAUACCCAGUAAUACUCAAGUAUCUUGGAAUAAAGGGGGUGUAUGUUAAAGAUGUUAAGAGGUUGAGAAUGAUUUAACUUAAUCUCAUCCAGCUCUAAGUCGACGUCAUGGAAAUAUUUAGUGGUUCAAUUUUGUUUGACUUACAGUCAACUCUCUAAAUGGUGGACCGAUAUUAUAUUGUAAGACAUAUAUCAAGAUACUGUACAUUUAGAACUGUUUAUCAAGAACAAUAAUCAUUAAAAGAGAAACUGAACAACACUGAACUGGACACCACGUAGAGUUCUAAAGUGUGAUGUCAUAAAAAAAUUAAAUUUGUGAAAUUAUGGGAUUUGUUGGGAUAUUCUGAAAGACCAACAUCCAAGAGGCCUACUUGCCAAAAACUAGCAUUGUGAGGCAAGUUGUCGGUGAGAUAUUAGCUUCUUUAUGCUCUGAUGACUCCAUGCAAACGACUCAAGCUAAAUUUAGAAGGAUCUGUGUAGAGUCAUCAGAGUAUAACUGGGCCAAUAUCUUAGGGACAAUUUGCCCCGAAAUGCUAAUUUUUCGCAAGUAGGCCUCUUAGACGUUGUCCUUUCAGAAUAUCCUGAGAGAUGAACUGGACCUGAGGGCACUUAAUAUUUAAAAUCAGAGCUGGUCAACAGCCCUUUUUGCUAAAAACCCAUCUCUGCCAUGCGUUAUGUAAUUUACGAAUAGACUGACUUGGCUGGGCAGACCUGAUUAAUAGUGGAAUUCUCUUUACAACUGGACUGGUUUGGCGAACUAGUUGCGAUGAGACUUUUAAGUGUCUUUUGUGUUCAUUCUAGGGAGUUGUCCAUUUUAUAAAAUGUAGAUUUCCUACCCUAAAGAAAUCCUGGAAUUGAAAAUUUCAAACCCCAAAAAACCCUUCGAUCAUCCUCGUCACUUAGAAUCCCAAGUACCUGCUGGGGAGUUGUCUUUCAUUCAAAUUUUAUGUAUCUUUUAUUUAUAACUCCUUAAUAUUCACUAAAAUAACUUAAAGCAAAAUAAAAUUGGAAAAAGGAUAAAGUUAAAUCACAGCUCAUGAUAAAAAAUUAUGAUGACAUAAUGCUAUAUUGUUUUCUUUUUCUUGAAGAUGAAAGUUUCCAGUGCUCGCAUUGUUUAAAGCAUUGCGGCUCAGAACGCAUAUUACGAGAUCACAUGCGGCACCAUGGUAUGUAACAAAAAUAUCUCAAUAAGUAGAAACAAGUAAUGAUUCUGUAGUUGCCAUAGCACGUGCAGUUGAUUGUUCUUUGUCUAACAUAUCCUUGAUCAAAUUGGAAUUUGGAAAUUCUAGUAUAUCACAACAGGGGAAAACCAAUAUACCAGUUCUCAAAGUAAUGAUUAAAAAUACUGACAGUGUUUUUUUUUUCACUUUUUUCUCUUGUAGUUAACAAUGUGAAGUGUCAGUUUUGUGACAUGACCUGCCCAAAUGCUUCUGCUCUUAAGCAACAUGUGAAAUUCAGACAUUCAGAUGAAAGACCCUUCAAAUGUGAUGUAUGCAGUUACACGUAAGUUGUGGAUCACUGAUAUUAAAUUGCUGUCAAUAACAAUUCAUUUAUUUAAAAAAAAAUCCUUGUCUUUUCUGCAUUAGAUGGCUAACAAUUUUUAUCAAGUAGAGUAAAAGAUGGCAGUAACAAAAUCCUUUAUACUUUUUACCAUGUACAUAAUAAAAGCUUAAUGUAAUAUUAUUGUAAAAUAUUUGCUAAUUACAUUUUAAAUAUUAUAUCCUUUGAUUAAACAAUUGAACAGGCCAGCAUUCAUAUUUUGAAAUGGAGGAGUUGUCAUGUCUAAAAAUGCCACCAGUUUUGUGUUGCAACCAAUCAGACAGCAAUUUUGAACGAUGUAAGAUUUUCAAAGGUACAACAAGACUCUUGGAUGUACUUUCAACAUGAAAAAUCACAAAAGGCUGAAUGAUACUCUGCGGGAAAUUGAUUUACAUGGGAAUAGCCCAUGGUAGCAAUAACCUGGGCCUCCCCUUGCUUGCUCCCCAUUCUAACCUGGUUGUAAGACAGACUUUUAUUAAAGCAGAAGAACUCUAAACAUGUACGCAAAACCUUCACAAAUCCUACUUUACAUAGAUUAGACUAUAUCUAGAUGGAAGGUAAACUAAAAGCCUGUAAGCCCCCUGAUACCUGCACUCCACCGCAUAUGUAACAUGAUUUGCUAUAAUUUUAAAUGUGAUUAUUUGUAAAGUUUAGAUAAGAAUUCAUCUUAAUAGCUAUUUUCUCUUCAGGUGCAAGAUGCCUUCAGAUCUGGCACGCCAUCGAGAAUUCCACAAUGCAGUUUUAGCAUACCACUGUGAUGUGGAGGGCUGUAAUUUUUCUGCCAGAUCCAUGCAAACUGUAAAGAGACAUCAGAAAGUAGAACACCAGGUUAGAACUACAGUGUCAAACUCCACUUUAGGGACUCCUGGUUAAACUGGACACCUCAUUAUUACGGACGGUUUAUGGACAUUAUUACAGACCUACUUAAUAGUCCAGUUUUGAGUUCGCUAUGACCACUAAAUAAAAGAAAUGAAGACGCAUUUUUUACAGGCUUAGUCUCAAUCUGAAUAAAUAUAUUCACAUAUUUGUAAAAGAAGACCUGUUUAUUACUCUGUCUAUUGUGUAUCUUCACAUUUUAAACACUUGCUUGCUGGAAUUUGGUAAUUUUUCACUUUAUGUCGAGGCUAACCCUGUGUGAACGUGUCGAUAAUGUUUGUAUGCAGUGGUAAUUUUUAAUAGUGAAACUGGACUAUAUGGACAUCCCGUUAAUACAGACACUUUCUUUGACCCCCUUAGUGUCUGUAUCAAGUGUUAAUUUAACAGGCUUUGACUUUAAUUCUGCUAUGUCUCUCUUUUGUCUUUAUUUGCCAGUUUUAAUUUUUGAUCCAAUACAGUGUAUGCCAAACAAAAUUCUUUGUAAAAAAUACUCUUGGAAAAUUAGAAGAUCAAAGCAAUUCCUCUUGGUGAUCAUUAAGAUUCAUUGUUAAUUCUUGGAUUUUCUUCAUUGUGCUUGAUUAUGUGUGAAUAUUGUGCGACAUUUAUUGAUGUUGGUCACUCUUGGGACUUAAAGAGAAUUUUUUUAAAUCUUGUUUGAUUCUCAAUUUCCUUUGUCUUUUAGCCCUAAUUCAGUUCGUAAUAUCAGAGCUAGAGGGUAAAGGAAGUUGAGAAUCCACCUAGAUUUUAAAAAAAUAAUAACUUAAAUUUUAUUUUUAUCUAUGAGACCUAUGGUUUAAUUUGCCUGCCUGAUUGAUUUUCUCAUGAGUGCUCUGUCUCUGAACAUGUCGUACUGUAGGGCCUGGGACCCAUCACACUGAAGCCACAGUCAGGUUCAGCGGCAAUUCCAGUGAAGUGAAAUGGAAUUUGAAAAAACAACAACUUACAACAAACAAACAAACAAAAAUAAAAAAAAAAAGUAUUAUGCAUUGGGUCUAUUAUCUUUUAUUUUUUUUAGGGUAUUGAUUUAUAUCGUUAUGAGUGUCAUGUGUGUGGGCAGCGAUACACCCGAGGAUCUGGACUAACAAACCAUCUAAAGAAGAAACACAAAUUCAGCUGGCCAGCUGGUCAUCCACGCUUCAGGUUGGACAUCAACAUGCACAUUCUCUUUACUGGUUUCCAUUGUCAAAGUGCCAGGCUUUCUCUGGCUGUACUUACAUCAUCAUGCAUCCUUGAUUUUGUUCUGCAGGUUCACACACAAAAAAAUCAUUUAGUCUGGGUGAACACUGUAAAAUUUGCCAGUAUAAAAUUGUUUGAAUUGCCUUGAAUAAAAAACAGUUAUUCUCUGAAGUGGAGGUGGUGAGUGGGAGUAAUUUACCCAGCCGCGAAGCAGAAAGGUAAAUGUCCACCACCAGCCAUGGACAGUCAAACAGCCCAUCAAACAGCUGCACUGAUUUUUGCAUCAUUGUUGUUUUCAUGAUGAUUAUGAAUCUGCUCUGCAGAAUCAAAAAUAGCAAAAUUGAAAUGAGCAAUAAACUGUUGCUGUUGCUGUUGCUGAUGAUAAUGUUGUCGUUGAUAAUGAUGACAAUGAUGAUGAUGAUGAUGAUAACGAUUUGGCCUAUUGACUCCACACAGGUACAAGGAGUGUGAUGAUGGCAUAUGCCGCUUACAAACUGUACGCUUUGAAAGCCUCCACCUCUCACAGUUAUUAAAUGAGCAAGAGGGUCAAACUAACUCUCCUGUGGAUAAUGCCAGCUCUCCAGCAACUUCAGGGGGAUCCCCAGAAACAUCUGCGGUGGGAUCUCCGUGUUCGAAUGUAGAAGACCCACUUGAAGAUCAGCGUUUUCAAGAUCUCCUCGAACAAUAUGGGCUGAGUGAUAAUGGCAGUGAAACGCUAGUUAGAAAGCCAGACAGCUGCGCAGGUCCUAUUAGACACUCACCAAAAGGGAGGCCAACUAUGGUACACCCCUAUGAACGACCUGACUCACCUGAGCUUGACCUGCCUCAAGCGUUGCUUGAUCUACAUGAGGCUGCAAUCAGACUUGCAAAUGCCGAGCAGGCAAAUUGAUACUUUUUGGCACCAAAAAGUAUCAAUUUCGUAUCAAAUGUAAAAUUUUUGAAAUGGAUUGCCACAAGGCAGGGUUGUUUCUGUUUUUCUUGGCUUUCACAUGAACAGCAUCAGGAGUACUUUUACUUAAGGUUCUGUAGGGAUGUGCUGUGUAGUUUAUCAAACCACAACUGCCUUUAUGAAGAUAAAACCUUGCCACAUUUCUGCCCUUUUCAAUGCAUAAUAAUUAUCAUUGAUUUUUGCAUCUUUGGUUUGUGACAAACAAUGUGAUUUGUUUUAGAGGGCAAUUUGUAUCAUUAUAUUUUGUGGGCGAUACACGUACAUGAUUUUUGUUGAUCCCUGGUAUGUGAGGGACCAUUUGUAUAAUGGAUCCACCACUGGUUUAUUGUAUAAUUAUGCUAAAACCUUGUCUGUAAUACUAUCUAGUUAAGAACAGUCUGUAUGUAUACAGUACUUUCCUGUGUAAUGCUACACUGUAUUGUAGUUUGGAAGCAAAUUAAACCCCACACCUCUCCCCAUGGUUAGUUUUUUAAAUAGUAAUUAGUAGUUAUGAAAGAUUUUAUUCCAAAGAUCACUUUAUCAUUAAACUGAAAGUCUCCGUGUCAAAACAUUCCCCGGCCCCAUAAUAAUAUUUUCCUUUUUAGAGGGGAAGUGUUUCAUGGAGCUUUUCAAUAAUUAUUGUUAUAGAAUAAAUUUAAAUGGUUAAGUAUUUUUAUUUAAAAUAUUAUGACAGCACACCUUUAUUCUUAAAAUAAACAGGUUUUUAUCCUUGUCCCUGCUGUUUUAAUUCACUGUCCUUGGUUUCUUGCCCAGAGUUUAUAGCUUAAACUUUACUUAAUGGAU
Porites lobata is the source of this 8788-nucleotide messenger RNA. NCBI's taxonomy places the organism in Eukaryota, Metazoa, Cnidaria, Anthozoa, Scleractinia, Poritidae. The record is from the annotation of a GenBank genome assembly.